Molecule: messenger RNA, 326 nt
Organism: Notothenia coriiceps (black rockcod)
Lineage: Eukaryota; Metazoa; Chordata; Actinopteri; Perciformes; Nototheniidae
Product: arf-GAP with Rho-GAP domain, ANK repeat and PH domain-containing protein 3-like
Exons: 3
Biological process (GO): signal transduction
Cellular component (GO): cytoplasm
Molecular function (GO): phosphatidylinositol-3,4,5-trisphosphate binding
Source: RefSeq, a predicted model, not a curated record
GGUCCAGAAGUGUGCCGAUCUGAACCAGAUGUGCACCAAGAACCUGUCGCUGCUGUUCGCCCCCAGCCUGUUCCAGACCCACGGGAAGGGCGAGCACGAGGUGAAGAUCGUGGAGGAUCUGAUCGACAACUACCUGCACGUCUUCGAUAUCGACGAGGAGCAUCAGACGCAAAUCGAGCUGGAGGUCAGCCUCAUCACCACCUGGAAGGACACGCAGCUGUCUCAGGCUGGAGAUCUCAUCAUCGAGGUUUACCUGGAGAGGAAGAACCCCGACUGCUGCAUCACCCUCAAGGUACGCCUGCUGGCUGCUGAUGAAUGAUGGUCAU